AUGAAUGCUCUGGAGCCCUCUCCCACACACUACCCACCUUCGCUUCCCCCUGCCUUGGCUUCUCAUUCUCCGUCCUCUCAGCGGCCAACUGCUGCGGCCAACUGCUGGUGGGCCGAGCCCAAGAGCGUGCAGUCACACUUCAUCUACGUCUACGAGCUCCCCAGACGGUUCAACGUUGACCUCUCUGACCGCCUCACCUCACACCACCUCUCCGAUUUCCAUCUAGACAACCUCCUAUUCAGGGCACUGCAGCGCUCCAACAUACACCGCACAGUGGACCCCGAGGCCGCUUCCCUCUUCUUCCUCCCCGUGCUGCCCAUGCUGCACCUCGCCCUGCGCCUGCCCUCUCUGGAAGCCCCCUCCCUUGCGCUCGCUGCUGCGGCAGCAGGGGGAGGGGCAGCAGGGAGAGGGGCAGCAGGGGGAGGGAGAGCAGGGGGAGGAGGAGCAGGGGGAGGGGGAGCAGGGGGAGGAGGAGCAGGGGGAGGGAGAGCAGGGGGGAAUGGGCUUGAGCUGUCGUUAGAGCAUUGGGAGGCGCUGGCAGAUACUGGGCGUUAUGUGGGGGAGGCGUUAUUGUUUGUGCAGCAUCCCCCCCUUUAUGAACCCCUCUGUCCUUGGCUCUCCUUUCACCGGCCAACCCUCCUCCUACCCCGACCUGCUCUUCCUCUCACUCACAACACCCUCCUUUCAUCCCUCCUUUUCUUUCCCUCCCUGCCCCCCUCCCCUGCCCCCCUCCCCUGCCCCCCUCCUCUUCCCCCCUCCCCUGCCCCCCUCCCCUGCUCACCCUCCCCUGGCAGCAUCCUCCCUUUCGUCAACCCCUCUCUCCUCGGCUCUCUAUUCACCCUCCAGCCCUCCUCCUACCCCGACCUGCUCUUCCGCUCAGUCCUCCACCUCACCCCCACUGCCGCCGCCGCCGCCGCUGCCAGAAGGAGAGCAGCGGCCGGCAGCAAACAGACAACUGCUGCCGGUCGGUUGAAAGCUGCUCUGGCAGGGAAGAAGCGGCAGCAGGAGCAGCAGGAGGGGGUGGGGGUAGGAGAUGGGAAGGGGCGCCUGUCACACACCCUUGAAGUGGCCAUCCUGCCUCUCCUCCCCCUCACACCGCCCAUCCCCUCCCGGACGUGCGCAACCGCUCCCUCCCCAUGCCUUUCCUCCUCAGUCCCUCUAGGCUCUCCAACCACUCCUCCACUCUCCAGGACACAGGGAAUGCACUGUGCCUCACGUGGUAGUGAUGUGGCCAUUCAUCCCGCCUCUCCUCCCCCUCACACCGCCCAUCCCCACUCUCCCUACCUCCACACCACAUCACCCCCAGUUACCCUCUUCCUGUCUCCUCUUGCUCCCUGCCCGCCAGGACAGGGAAUGCACUGCGCCUCACCUGGUAACGACAUGCUCUCCCUCUACCUUUCUCCCUGCCCGCCAGCACAGGAUAUGCAUUGCGCCUCACCCGGUAACGACCUGGUCAUCCCGCCUCUCCUCCCGCUCACGCCGCCCUUCGAUCUCCUCUCUCUUCCCCGUCCCAUUCCUCUUCACCUGCCCGCCAGCACAGGAUAUGCAUUGCGCCUCACCCGGAUAUGCAUUGCGCCUCACCCGGUAACGACCUGGUCAUCCCGCCUCUCCUCCCGCUCACGCCGCCCUUCGAUCUCCUCUCUCUUCCCCGUCCCAUUCCUCUUCACCUGCCCGCCAGCACAGGAUAUGCAUUGCGCCUCACCCGGUAACGACGUGGUCAUCCCGCCUCUCCUCCCGCUCACACCACCCAUCCCCCCUGAUGCCCGCAGCCGCUCCCUCCCCGUGCUUGUUCUCCUCGGCCCUCCUCACCGCUCUCCACCCCUCCUCGCCCCUCCUCACCACUCUCCACCCCUCUCCGCCCCUCUCGCCUCUCCUCCUCCUGCCAAGGAUAUCCCCAACCCGGACCCCACCUCUCUUGCGCAUGCCAAGCACACACCCACGGACCUUGAUGGGACUGAGGGGCUAACCAGGCGCCUAUUGGGUGAAAGCGUGACUAGGCAAGCGGGUGACGGCGGCAAUGGCGGUGGUGGUGAUUGGGAUCGUGAUGGUCUCUGGAAAGCGGGGGAAGCUAUAGUUGAAUCGAGUCAGGAAUUGACCCGAAAAUCGACUCGACGAUCAAGUGGCGAUGGCCAUGGCAGUGGUGGUGGUGGUGGUGGUGGUGGUGGUGGUGGUGGUGGUGGUGGUGGUGGUGGUGGUGGUGGUGGUGGUGGUGGUGGUGGUGGUGGUGGUGGUGGUGGUGGUGGUGGUGGUGGUGGUGGUGGUGGUGGUGGUGGUGGUGGUGGUGGUGGUGGUGGUGGUGGUGGUGGUGGUGGUGGUGGUUAUUGGGAUCAGCACGGCCUGUGGAAAGAGGGGGAAGGCGAUGAUGUGGCAGCUGCAGAUGGGGUGGCAGGGGCAGAAGUGGAAGGAGGGGCAGCCGGGGAAGCAGGGGCAGCAGGGGGGUCAGGGGCAGCACGGGAAGGAGCAGGCGGAGCAGGGGAAACAGGGGAAACAGGGGCGGCAGGGGAGGCAGCGGCAGCAGGGGAAUCAGGAAAAGCUGAAGGGUGGAGGGAAGAUGUGCGGAGAAAGGAUGAGGGGAUUGGUCCUGAUGAGAGAAUGGGGGCAGGAACAGUAGGGAGUGGGUUUGACCGGGAGGCAGUGCGAGGGGCGUUCAUGGAGAUGGUGGGGACGAGCAACCCCAAGGGGUGGGCGCUGCUGCAGCUUUCCCCCCAUGCAGCCGCGGCAGCGAUGCAGGGAGCAGUGUUCUGUGUUUGUCUCCCAGAUGCAUCUCACUGGCACGAGAUGGUGUGCAUGGCGCAAGCUGUCGUCAACGGCUGCAUCCCAGUCACCUUCUUCCACCACUACCGCCACCCCUGGUUGCACUCGCUGCCCUUCAGUGCCUUCUCUCUCAACAUUGAUCCCAUGGACGUGCACGAAACAGCCAUGCGCCUCGAUGUGAUGCUGCUGGAUAUGAGCCUCCUGUGGCGCAUGCAGACGGAGCUACACUCAGUGCAGCCGAGAUUGCUCUAUAACGAGUCUGCUCCUAUCAGUGCUGUUGACCAGGUCAGUCACUCCCUUCCCUAG
Messenger RNA from Closterium sp. Naga37s-1, 3060 nucleotides. The record is from the annotation of a GenBank genome assembly. NCBI's taxonomy places the organism in Eukaryota, Viridiplantae, Streptophyta, Zygnematophyceae, Desmidiales, Closteriaceae.